Hansenula ciferrii is the source of this 3882-nucleotide messenger RNA. RefSeq names its product Rho family guanine nucleotide exchange factor TUS1 (gene TUS1). Lineage: Eukaryota; Fungi; Ascomycota; Saccharomycetes; Phaffomycetales; Wickerhamomycetaceae. Bases 1 to 3882 code for a protein of 1293 amino acids. The transcript has a single exon. The record is from RefSeq and is a predicted model, not a curated record. Gene Ontology annotation, molecular function: guanyl-nucleotide exchange factor activity.
AUGGAUCAAAGCUCAUAUAAUCAUCAAAGAACUCCAUAUCCAAAUACUGAAUUACAAUGGGACCCUUUAGAAUCUUUACAAGAAUUUAAUAAAUCAACUUAUUCAAAUUAUAUCCAGAACUUGAACUUGGAUUCAUUAAACUUACAACAACAACCAAUACAACAAAAUGGUACUCAUGGCCCUCCAUUACCAAAUAGACCUCCUCAACAUAUCAUUGAUCAACAUAUAAAUCAUAUAAAUCAAUCUUCAAGAUAUCAAUCACCAAUGUAUCAAUCUCAACAGCAAGACUUGUAUCAAUCAUCUCCUUCUCCUUCAAGAGUUAAAGGUCCAAGGGAAUUACCAAAUAAAUUUUCAAAUUCAAAUUUAAAUUCAUUUAUUAAUACUACUCCAACAAGACAAUAUGUCAAUUCAUCAAUACCAAAUUCAAUUAAUAAUUCACCAUUGCAAUAUAAUCAAAACUAUAACAAUUCAAGUCCACAACCAUAUCAAUUCAAUUCUCCAUCCACCAUACCUAAAACAUCAUUCCCAACAAGUCCAUCAAUCCAACAAUCUCCACCAAAACCUUUAAAAAUUAAUACAAACUAUACACAAGAUUUUAAUCAAGAUUUUAAUCCUUUUGAUGAUUCAAAUAAACUUUCGAGUGCUAUAUCAUCAACUCAAGAUUUACCAGAUACUCCAUCAUUAACUCCAUCAUCUGCACUAAGAGAAUCAAUAUCUUUCACAAAUUCAAGAAAAGAUCCUUCACCAACAAGAUCAAUAUUAAGAGGUCCAAGAUCAAUGCCAAAUAAUUCAAGUAAUAAUUCUUCACCUACAAAAAUUGAUUAUUAUGAUCAUAGAACUAGUUGGAAUUCAGAAUAUUCUAUUAAUGUCUUACCUGCUGAUGAAAUUGAUGAUCAUCAAUCUAUAAAUAUAAAUAAUGAACUAAAUGAAGAUGAAUAUGAACGUGAAUAUGAACCUCAACCACAACCACAACCACAACCACAACAAAUUAAAGAAAUAAUACCACCAAUCCCAAGAACAAAAUCUUUAUUUAACCCUAGAGAAAUUGAAAUACCAUCAUCACCUCCACCAAGAUCAAAUACAAUAAAUACAAUAAGUGCAAAUAAAAAUUUACCAAAUUUACCAACAAAUUUAAACCUACCAUCAUUACCAUUCUCCUCGGUCUCAUUAGAUGAUGAACAUUUCUCCCAGUGUGGUGAUAUUCAAUACUUAUCAGAAAUUUUUAAAUGGUGUAAAAAAUUAAUUGAAAUUUGGUCAGAAGGUUCAUUAAUAUCCCUAAUAGAAUUUAAAAAAUGUUUAAAAUCUUUAAUUCAAUGGAAAACUAAAUUAAAUUCAUAUAUAAUUGAUCAUAAUAUUGAUUCAAUAAUAUCAUCCUUAGAGAGACAAAAUUCUAUAUAUUUUGAUGAUUACCAAAAUGUUUUCCUGAUGGAUAAUAUUAAAGUCAAUGGUGUUUUACCUCAAUUAACUGGUUGUUAUUCUAAACAUACCCCAGAACAAGAAACAGGAUAUCAAUGUUAUUCAUCACGUUGUUUUUAUACAAUUUAUAAAAAUCAAGUACCUCUUGUCCCAUCAAAAGAAUCAAAUCAAUCAACUUUAGGUGAAUGGACUGUAUAUUGGAAUUUAACACUUCAAGAAUUAAAAGAAAUUGAUGAAAUGGAAGUUAAAAAACAAAGUCAUAUAUUUGAAUUAAUUAGACAACAACAAAAUAUUAUAAAAUUAGGUGAAAUUCAAAUUAAACAAUAUGGUGAUUCAUUUAAAUCCCAUAAACCUCAAUUAUUACCAAAUAUUACAAAAUUUUAUAAUGAUGCUUUUAAUUCUGUUAAACCCCUGAUUGAAAUUCAUAAAAAACAUUUAUUAGAACCUUUAUUAAAUAAAUUAAAUUCACAGGGGAAAUUUAUAAAUAAUAUUGGUGAAAUUUUCUUAAAUUGGACUCAGUUGGCAACGGUACCUUAUUUAAAGUAUACUGAAAAAUUAGCAACAGUUCGUGAAUUAAUUAAAUUUGAAAAAAAAAAUAAUACACAAUUUGCAAAAUGGUUAUAUUCAAUUGAUUCAAAUCCAAUAGUUUCACAAGCAUCAUUAGAUCAUAAUAGAAUUUUUUUCAGUGGAUUUAUUGGUCAUACACAAUUAUUAUCAUUAGCAUUAAAUUCUGUUUGGAAAAAAACCAAGACCAGUGAAUUUGAUUAUAAAAUUUUACAAAAUGCUAUAGGGGAAAUUAAUAAAUUAAAUAGGAAAAUUGAUGAAAUGCAAGAUUCCGCUCUGCAAAAUCGUCAUUUAAAAUUAUUAUCAAAUAGAUUAACUUGGAAAACAAAUGUCUUAAUUAAUGAAUUAAGAUUAAAUGAACCAAAUAGAAGAUUAAUUAAAGAAGGUCAUGUAAUGAGGAAAAGAGAAAAAUGGAUCACAUCAACUUAUUACCUAAUCCUGAUUGAUAAUUAUUUAUUAAUAACUGAACCUCAAAAGGAUGAAACUUUUAAAAUUUCUGAAAAACCAAUCCCAAUUGAAUUCUUACAAAUUGAAACAAAAAAUUUCUUACCCCCAACAACACCUAAUGAACAAGAAGGUGAAUCUUAUCCUUUUAAAAUUCGUUAUACAGGACAAAACUUAUCAUAUACAUUCUUCACAAACACGCUAAUUGAAAGAGAUAAUUGGUUUAAUGCUAUAAAUCAAGUUCAAUUUAAAAAAGUUAAAAAUUCAAAUUUUGAACCUUUUAAAAUUUCUAUAAUUACUGAUCAAUUUGCUUAUGAAGAUGGUGAAGAACCUAAGAAAUUACCUGUAUUGGGUGAAGGUUCAAAUGUUGAAAUUUCAUUAAAAUCAUUUGAACAAGAGAAGGUAAAUUUAAAUUUACCAAAAAUUUCUAGGACUUUGAUGAUGAGUGAAGUUUUAAGUUUUACAGAGUUCCAAUAUCAGGAUAAGAAAUUUUAUGCCUUGGGUUUGAAUUUUGGGUUAUAUAUAACUGAAGUUGAUGAUUUAUUGAAUUGGAUAAGAGUUUUAGAAUUAACCAAAAUUACACAAUUAGAACAACUAGAUUCCCUAUUGAUUUUAAUUUCAGAUAAGGCAUUAUAUUCUUUCAACCUUGUGGGAUUAUUAAUUAAUUAUUAUAAUCAAAAUUAUGAUUCCAAAAUAAUUGGAGAAAAAUUAAGUAAAAAAGAUGUCCUAAAAUUCAAGAUUGGAAUUUAUAAUAAUACAAAAAUUUUAUUUAUAUUAAAAGCAUCAAUAACAUACUCUGGUACAAAAUUUAAAGUCCUAACACCAAUUUUCAAUAACUGGGGAGAAUUCCAAUAUUUCCAAAUUUAUAAAAAAUUUCAAUAUGAUUAUGAAUGUUUUGGAAUUUCAAUAUUUAAUAGUAUGUUCAUCUUACAUACCUCCAAGGGUUUUGAAAUCUUAUCAUUCCAAAUCCUUAAUGAAUCACAACCAAUCCCAAAAUUCAUUGAAUCAAUGAAAAAACCCAAAACAGAAAUAGAACUAAUCAAAAAAAAAUUAUCAUCAACAACAAGUUCAAAUUUAACUUCAUUAUCAUCAUCAAUAAAACCAUUAUCAAUGAUUAAAGUCUUUGCCAAACCACAAUUUUAUUUGAUUUAUGAUUCUUUUGUUAUAGUUAUUGAUACAAUAGGUCAAUUAAUUUCAGAUAAUUUUAUAUUCCCAUUUAAAUUUAAAUGUGAUAAAAUUUCUAUAGUUCAAAAUUUUUUAAUUUGUAUUGGUGAUGAUAUUAUUGAAAUUUUUGAUUUGAAUUAUGAUGAUGUUAAAGGUUUUACCAAAUUUGAUCCAGUUCAGAUUAUUAAAGGUAAAGAUAUAAAAUUGAUUGAUGAAGAUUAUUGUAAGAUUGUUAUGGCACAUCCUUCAGUUCAAAGAAGACAAUUAAUUUUUUCUUUAGACUUGAUUGUAUAA